AUGGCAUCUAAACCAAUAACUUACACUGAGCUAGAAUUGAUACUUGAUUAUUUGCGGCGUGAAAACAGGCCCUAUUCACCCAUGAUGAUAUUUGAAAACAUAAAACGAGCAAUUCCAAAACCCCAACUUCUUAAGUGUUUAGAUAGGCUGACAAACGAUGGUAAAAUCAUGUGCAAAGAAUUUGGAAAAGUAAAGGGUUAUAUGAUAAACCAAAAUACACUUCCAAGCAAUACAGAUAAAAUAUUGGCUGAUGUUAAAGAAUUGGAAGAUAAAAUAGCUAGUGUCAAGGGUGAAACUUGUUUGAAUUAG
Messenger RNA from Babesia microti strain RI, 309 nucleotides. RefSeq names its product Tat binding protein 1(TBP-1)-interacting protein, putative. NCBI's taxonomy places the organism in Eukaryota, Apicomplexa, Aconoidasida, Piroplasmida, Babesiidae. Gene Ontology annotation, cellular component: DNA recombinase auxiliary factor complex; condensed nuclear chromosome. Gene Ontology annotation, biological process: meiotic joint molecule formation; homologous chromosome pairing at meiosis; meiotic strand invasion involved in reciprocal meiotic recombination. The coding region runs from base 1 to 309 and encodes 102 amino acids. The transcript has 4 exons. Gene Ontology annotation, molecular function: recombinase activator activity; double-stranded DNA binding. The record is from RefSeq and is a predicted model, not a curated record.